CUAAACCAUAGUAAAAUUCUCUCUCUGGCCCCCAUUCUCUAACCUUACCCUCUGCUUCAUAUACACUGAUCUCAAGCCUGCGAAACCCUAAUAAUCAACAAAAAUCCAUGAUUACCCAACGACCCUUCUCUCGGUUCUCUGCUCGGGCCGAGUUGUUCAACUACGCUUCUCGGAUUUUCGGCUCCAGAUCUGGACCACCUUUCAAUCCGCUCCUCCGUGCUUCCAAAAUCUCUGAGCAGUCUCAAAACUUCGAUUUUCUUUCAGGUUCUUUUGGGAGCUUGAGAGGCAAAGCUCUUCCGAGUGACUAUGUAGUUCCCCAUUUCUUGGGAAAUUUGGGAAUGAUGUUGGGCUUUAUCAAAGUGAAGGGAAAUGUUCUCCCACCUCGUGCUGUUGCUUUUAGUAGUUAUAUACAUUCUGGAAGCCCCAAGGAGUUUGAAACUGGGAGGAAUACUAGGUCCAUGGAUUUCGUGAGGGGAAUUAUUGAGGAAAAUGGAAAGGAUUUCAUGGGAGGUCCUCAAUAUGGUCAGCAUCUGGUUGAGCAAAAUGCUGAUAUCGUCCAUGUUAAGAUGAUUCGCAACAAUACCUUUGUUACUGUAACGGAUUCUAAGGGGAACAAAAAAUUUGGGGCUUCGUCGGGAUGCUUGUCAGAAAUGAAAGGUGGGCCUAAAGUUUCUCGAUAUGCUGCUGAAGCAACUGCAGAACAUGUUGGACGUCUUGCAAGAAAUACGGGAUUAAAGUCAGUUGUAAUGAAAGUGAAUGGGUUCACCUAUUUUAAGAAGAAGAAGCAAGCAAUUUUGAGCUUCAGAGAGGGGUACACACAUUCUCGAGGAGAUCAAAAUCCCAUCGUUUAUAUUGAAGACACAACGCGACGUCCGCAUAAUGGCUGUCGACUCCGAAAGAAACGCCGAGUAUGAACACUAGCAUUCCAGAUGACAUGCAUGACUUAUCUUGAAAUGGGGAUGAGGCAUGGACGACAAUUCUUAUUGGGGGAUUUGAACUUUUGUGCACAAAUAAAUUGAUGCAUGGUACCUAUCUUGAAUCUUGGUUGGAAUGUGAAGUACAGCUAGCGGCAGACGGACAGUGAAAGUAGACUCUUUACCAUGAUCUUUUUUAUGCUCAUUGUUAUGUUUGUUUUGAGGGUGUUCAUGAAUUGAUAAUUUCCUCUUACUGUUUGUUCUAUGGUUUUUUUUUUUUGCUAAUCUUUUCUACACUGGUAGAACUAUGACUUUCACAUCCCUUUGUGAAAUUAUAAAAUUUUGUGACCUUGUUUCUACUCUCUCCUUA
Molecule: messenger RNA, 1284 nt
Organism: Ilex paraguariensis (yerba mate)
Lineage: Eukaryota; Viridiplantae; Streptophyta; Magnoliopsida; Aquifoliales; Aquifoliaceae
Source: the annotation of a GenBank genome assembly